Trematosphaeria pertusa is the source of this 1488-nucleotide messenger RNA. Its product is annotated as putative major facilitator superfamily transporter. The transcript has 6 exons. Gene Ontology annotation, biological process: transmembrane transport. Lineage: Eukaryota; Fungi; Ascomycota; Dothideomycetes; Pleosporales; Trematosphaeriaceae. Bases 1 to 1488 code for a protein of 495 amino acids. The record is from RefSeq and is a predicted model, not a curated record. Gene Ontology annotation, molecular function: transmembrane transporter activity.
AUGAACAGGACUCGCUAUUCAGUCUUUACGAAAUGGCAAAAGCGAUGGGUUGUCUUCCUCGUCGCCGUAGCCGGAUGGUUCUCUACCCUCAGCAGCUUUAUAUUUUUCCCAGCCAUUCCCACGCUUGCAAGGGUACUGCACACAUCCGUGGGGAGAAUCAAUCUGACAGUUACAUCCUACCUACUCGUUGCCGCCGUGGCUCCCACCUUCAUUGGCCAUUUCGCCGAUAGAUCAGGACGACGGCCCGUCUACCUAAUUUGUUUGACUGUCUAUCUGAUAUCCAAUAUUAGCCUCGCAUGCCAAACAUCAUUCGCAGCGCUGUUCACACUUCGGAUGCUUCAGUCUGCAGGAAUAUCAGGGACCUUUUCCAUCACAUACGGCGUGGUUGCUGAUCUGGCUACUCCUGCCGAAAGAGGGACCUUUGUCGGAAUUGUCGCGUUUGGCACCAAUACCGCCCCGAGCGUUGGGCCUGUACUAGGCGCAGCUAUGAAUGCCAGGGCCGGAUGGCGAUGGAUCUUCUGGAUCCUGGCUCUGCUGUCCGGUCUCUGUUUGGCAGCCAUUAGCCUAAGUCUCCCAGAAACGGCGCGGUCAGUCGUCGGAAACGGUAGUGUUCCAGCACAUGGCAUUCAUAAAGUGUUCAUAUCGAAGAUGGCUGGACAUCCCGUUGCUGAGGAGACAGCCGAGUUGCCUCCUAGCCUAUCGAGACGAUGGAAAUUCCCCAACCCGUUGGCAUGUCUCAAGAUGCUGCUUCGCAAAGAUUCGGCGAUUGUCCUUGUGGCUCUGGGCAUUCAAUAUAUGACGUACACCUGUCUCCAGGCAUCACUCUCCACAGUCUUCAUGGAUAUAUAUGGAUUCAACCAACUCCAAGCCGGGCUUAUUUACCUUCCUUACGGUAUCGGCUGCGCUACCAUGGCGUUUUGUGCAGGGAAAAUACUAGAUCGUGAUUAUCGCAUCACCGCACAAUCUCGGGGACUCAGUGUGGACAAAAGAGUGGGAGAGGAACUAUUGAACUUCCCCAUCGAAGAGGCACGAUUGAGAAGCUUCUUCCUUCCUAUGUUAAUUGCUGUCAGCAGCAUUAUCGGAUAUGGGUGGGCUUUGCGUUUCCACGCGUGGGCCUUUCCACUUCAGCAUUUUGCUAUUCCGUUGGCACUUCAACUCUUCAUCGGUUGCUCAAUCCAGUCGUGCAACACGAUUUUGAACACGCUUUUGAUGGAUUUGGACCAGGAGAAUGCUUCUGCGGCCCAGGCGUGUUGUAACUUUGUGCGAUGCUUCUUAGCUGCGGGCGCACUUGCCGGUCUUCAGCCCCUGAUUGACAAAGUGGGUGAUGGGUUCACGUUCACCUUUAUCGGCGCGUUGACGGCGCUAUGUGCUCCUCUGCUCAUGUUGGAGCGACGCAAAGGCUGGAACUGGAGACAACAUCAAAGAACCUCACGCCAAUCCACUGUUCCCCUAAGAUCGGUAGGAGAAACUCUUAUGCGGAGAUGCUAG